GUGUCAUUUGCGAUCAAGAGCACGCGCUCCUGUGCUUCAGUGUCACUGGCGCUCCGCGCGCUGACAGCCUGCUGCCGCUGCCGCUGCUGGACGGGAGCUAUGGAGGAGAAACCCAAAGAUGAGAGCGCCAAAGACCCGCAAUCGACGUCCUACCAGAGAAGGAUGUGGAGGACUUUCCAAGAGAAGACCAAACCGUUUUUGAGCCCCAAACUGGGGUCCGAACGACGCAGCGGGGAUGCUAAAAAAGAAAGCGGAUUGUGGAUGUUUAAAAGAAAGAAGAAACAGGUCUUGGACCGGGUCUUCUCGUCCUCGCAGCCCAAUUUGUGCUGCUCAACUCCGCCGUCUUUCGUAGGCGACAGGACCCUGUGCGAGCAGCCGGGCUCUAGCGCCGGUAAAGGGCUCGGGAUCUCCCCGCUGGCCGUUGCUGAUGGAGCAUCAGUCAGUAAACCGGAGAUUUCCCUAUCCGCGCACGGGAGCCCCAAGCUGCUGGUGUCUCAUCUGGUUAUGUCCCAGCAGAAGAGCUCGUCCUUGGGCUCGACGUGCUUCGAGAAGCUGGUGGUGGAUUCGGCAGCAUCCAGUGAGGAUGAGCUGGCUAAAAACGCCAGUGACCUGGGUAUCAAUAUUGUGGAGCCAAGUAAUGAAGAACUUCCUCUCCCGUCAAAGCCAGGAAUGUAUCAGCUGGACAUUGUGUUGAAGAAGGGCAAUAAUCUGGCCAUCAGGGACAGGGGAGGGACCAGUGACCCAUAUGUGAAGUUUAAGAUCGCAGGGAAAGAGGUUUUCCGCAGCAAAACAAUCCACAAAAACCUGAACCCAGUAUGGGAUGAGAAAGUCAGUCUGCUGGUGGAAAGUUUGAGAGAGCCGCUCUAUGUGAAGGUCUUUGACUAUGACUUUGGGCUGCAGGAUGAUUUUAUGGGCUCUGCAUAUCUCCAUUUAGAGUCCCUGGAGCACCAAAGGACCUUGGAUGUGACCCUUGACCUCAAAGAUCCCCACUAUCCCAACCAUGACCUGGGUUCACUGGAACUGGCAGUCACACUUAUUCCAAAAGAGGGAGACUUCAGGGCAGCAGGUUUCCGCAGCAUUGAUGUAUUCACAGGGACCAGUGACCCAUAUGUGAAGUUUAAGAUCGCAGGGAAAGAGGUUUUCCGCAGCAAAACAAUCCACAAAAACCUGAACCCAGUAUGGGAUGAGAAAGUCAGUCUGCUGGUGGAAAGUUUGAGAGAGCCGCUCUAUGUGAAGGUCUUUGACUAUGACUUUGGGCUGCAGGAUGAUUUUAUGGGCUCUGCAUAUCUCCAUUUAGAGUCCCUGGAGCACCAAAGGACCUUGGAUGUGACCCUUGACCUCAAAGAUCCCCACUAUCCCAACCAUGACCUGGGUUCACUGGAACUGGCAGUCACACUUAUUCCAAAAGAGGGAGACUUCAGGGAAGCAACCAUGCUUAUGAGAAGGAGCUGGAAACGAUCCAGUAAGCAUCAGAGUCUGAGGUUAUCAGACGUUCACAGGAAGGCUCAGCUGUGGAGAGGCAUCGUUAGCAUUAGUCUCAUCGAGGCCCAUGACCUCCAGCCUAUGGACGCCAAUGGCUUAAGUGACCCUUAUGUCAAAUUCAGAAUGGGACAUCAAAAGUACAAAAGUAAGACGAUACCAAAAACACUAAACCCCCAGUGGAGAGAGCAGUUUGACUUCCACUUGUAUGAUGAACAGGGCGGUUUCAUUGACAUCACCAUCUGGGAUAAAGAUGCAGGGAAGAAAGAUGACUUUAUGGGCAGGUGCCAGGUGGACCUCUCUCUUCUCUCAAAGGAGUGCACACACAGACUGGACCUGCCUCUGGAGGAGGGUGAGGGCUCACUGGUGCUGCUGGUCACGCUCACAGCCUCUGCUGCUGUCUCCAUUUCUGACCUGUCCGUCAACAUAUUGGACGACCUCCACGAGAGGAAGGAGAUUCUCCACAGAUACUGUGUGUGUGUGUCCCUCACAGGCAAGAGUGACCCCUUCUGUGUAGUGGAGCUCAGCAACGAUCGGUUACAGACGCACACCGUGUACAAAAACCUCAACCCAGAGUGGAACAAAGUCUUCACGUUCAAUGUGAAAGACAUCCACUCAGUCUUAGAGGUGACUGUCUUUGACGAAGACAGAGACCGAAGUGCCGACUUCUUGGGCAAAGUGGCUAUACCGUUGUUAAAUAUCCAAAAUGGAGAACGCAAAGCUUACGCCUUGAAAAGCAAGGAACUGACAGGGCCAACCAAAGGGGUCAUCUUUCUCGAAAUAGACGUGAUUUAUAACAUUGUAAAAGCCGGCUUGAGAACUUUGAUUCCCAUCGAGCAGAAAUACAUCGAAGAGGAGCCGCGAGUGUCCAAACAGCUGCUGCUGCAGAACUUCAACAGAGUGAGGCGCUGUAUCAUGUUCCUGAUCAAUGCUGGCUGCUAUAUCAACAGCUGCUUUGAGUGGGAGUCUCCUCAGAGGAGCAUCUGUGCCUUUCUGGUAAGAACCAGUAUGCAUUCAACCACACCAUCAGUCACAUACAGCGGCUCCAGAAUGUAUUUGGACACAUUUGUGUUGGGCCACAAUUGA
Sinocyclocheilus grahami is the source of this 2565-nucleotide messenger RNA. RefSeq names its product multiple C2 and transmembrane domain-containing protein 1-like. Gene Ontology annotation, cellular component: synaptic vesicle membrane. Gene Ontology annotation, molecular function: calcium ion binding. Bases 100 to 2565 code for a protein of 821 amino acids. NCBI's taxonomy places the organism in Eukaryota, Metazoa, Chordata, Actinopteri, Cypriniformes, Cyprinidae. The transcript is spliced from 17 exons. The record is from RefSeq and is a predicted model, not a curated record. Gene Ontology annotation, biological process: regulation of neurotransmitter secretion.